Messenger RNA from Lolium rigidum, 5355 nucleotides. Its product is annotated as LRR receptor-like serine/threonine-protein kinase GHR1. The record is from RefSeq and is a predicted model, not a curated record. Bases 119 to 5107 code for a protein of 1662 amino acids. Gene Ontology annotation, biological process: protein phosphorylation. The transcript is spliced from 9 exons. Gene Ontology annotation, molecular function: protein kinase activity; ADP binding; ATP binding. Lineage: Eukaryota; Viridiplantae; Streptophyta; Magnoliopsida; Poales; Poaceae.
UCUUUCUACUACGCUCGUGUUCACCUCCAGACUUCACUGUACUCGCUUUUCUGCAGCUCUUUUAGAUCUCCUACUCCAAAAUCGCAAUUUCCCAAAAAUACCUAAAUCGACAUGCCAUAUGGCCACCGCCGGCGCCGUCGUCGACCGGCUACUACGCCGGCUGGCCUCCGACGCUCGCCGGUCGGAUCUGCCUUCGGACAUAGACCAGCACGUGGCGCACUUCAGGCGAACUCUGUCGAGGUUGCGUGAUGUGCUGGUAAGUGUGGAGAGAUAUUUUUGGGUGCGUACUGAGGUACAGGAUUGGAUGACGAAGAUCAAUCAGAUUGUCUAUGACAUGGACAAUCUCUUGGACGAAUUUGAAGACCAAAAUGACACUGAAUCUGAGAGGAGCGGCUGUAUUACAAAGGCAACAUCACUGUGUUCCCCGUGUCCAUUUGUCUUGUAUAGUACUAGAGUGAAUAGAAUGAAGACACUCAUAAAAAGAUUGGAUCAUUCAGCAAGAAAUUCAGUCAUUUUCGGUAUGAUGCAGCACCCAAGGUGUGAUCUUGAGCAAACAGAUACCCAAGAAGAAUUCUGUAGAGCUGCAAUCGUUGGAAGAGAUGGCGACAAAACAAAAAUAAAGGAAUUAAUCUUGCAAAAUGAUGCAGAAAUAUUGUCCAUCAUUCCCAUUGUCGGCCUUGUGGGUUUGGGGAAAACAGCUCUUGCCAGAUUAAUUUUCCAUGACCAGGGAGAAGGGUUGAAUUUUGAUCUUCGUAUUUGGAUCAACUUGAAUAGGAAAUUUGACCUUAGAAAGCUUGCUGCUGAUAUAAUCUCACAAGCUAAUGAAACAAAAGAAGGAGGACCCUCAGUAGUUAACAACACCAGCGCUGAGAUUAAUGGGAAUCUCCAAUUGCUAAAGAAUCGUUUGCAGGAGACACUUCAUGGCAAACAUUGUCUAAUUGUCUUGGAUGGCCUUUGUAGCACAAAUAAAAGCCAGCUGGAUGAAUUGAAGGAAAUGCUCAGGGGUACGAACAAGUCGAUCAAGGUUUUAGUGACCACCUCAAGUGAAAUAACUGCAGAGCUAAUGCACACUUUCACACCAUACAAGUUGCUUCCAUUAUCUGAAGAUGACUGUUGGACAAUAUUUUCUGAAAAGGCAUUUGGGGAUGGAAAUUGUUUCAAUGCAUGCCUAAAGACAAUUGGGAAGCAAAUUGCGAAAAGAUGUGACGGAAUACCAGCUUUAGCUCAUUUUCUUGGUUCAAUAGUUCACAAUCAAGGCAUGUAUGUCUGGUUAGCAGCAAGGGAUGAAGCAAUAUGGAAAUUAGAGAGAACAUAUUCUGGGAGAAGUAAAGUGUUUUCAUCAUUGAAUAAAUUGUACUAUGACAUGCCUUCAGCGCUAAAACUAUGCUUUCUAUAUUUAUCAAUAUUUCCUAAGGGAUCUGCUAUUGAUAAAGAAAAACUUAUCCGGCAGUGGAUUGCACUUGAUAUGAUAGGAUCAAGACAUGAGACGUUGCCUUCCUAUGUUCACGGGGAGAUGUACAUUCAGGAUCUUUUGUCAAUACAUUUCCUUCAAGUUCAAAAGACACCUUCAGUUAACGGAAUUGAAAACAAAACAGCUCCUAAAAUGCUCUACAUGCACAAUGUUGUCCAUGACUUUGCAACACAUAUUGCCUCUAAUGAUAUUAUAAUUUUGGAUGGCGGGGAAAUGAACAGUAAUUCAAAAGGCCCCACUUUCCAAUUUAUAUUGUUGACCUAUUACAGAGAGCACUCAAUACUUUGCAGUCCACUGAUUACCAGUGCAAGGGCAUUACAUUUCCAGAAUACUAAGGCUAUAAAGCUUCAUAGAGAAGCUUUUAAAUUACUGAAGCGUAUGCGUGUUUUAAAUCUUAGUGGAAGCUGCAUUCAAGAAAUUCCUGAUUCUAUUGGCCACUUGAGGCAUCUAAGAUACCUUGAUAUUUCGGACUUGAAGAUUCAAAUCUUACCUUCCUCAAUGAGUACACUGACAAACCUUGAGGCACUGGAUCUAUCAAAUACUUCUCUCAAGAAAUUACCUCGGUUCAUUGGUACUUUUCUGAAGCUAAGAUAUUUGAAUCUGCAAGGCUGUCAGAUACUUCAACACUUGUCUCUAACCUUUGGUCAUCUCCAAAGACUUGAGCAUCUUAGGCUGUCAUGUUGUUAUGAUGUCGGUGAGCUAGAUGAUUCUCUGUGCAAUCUUCAGCAUCUUCGAUUAUUGGAUUUGUCAAACUGCACCGAGCUUAAACAGCUACCUAGUUCAUUUGGUAAUUUAAUGAAUUUGGAGGAUCUAGAUCUGUCUGGCUGCUUCAACCUCAAGCAUCUACCAGAAUCUUUUGGUAAUAUCUGUUUUCUUAGGUUCCUGAACAUAUCGAGCUGCUACGAGCUUCAACAUUUGCCUGGAUCUCUUACCAAUCUCGGGAAGUUGGAAGUGCUUAUACUUCGGAGAUGUCGCAAGCUUCAAAAGCUCCCUCCUUCCUUUAGAAACAUUCAGUUCCUUCGAGUUUUGGAUCUAGCUGGCUGUGAGGCACUUGAAGUAAGUACUGAGAUAAUGACAACCAACUUGGAGCAUCUGAACCUACAACGUUGUCGCAGGCUGCAGACACAUCCCAACUGCUUUCAGAACUUUACUAAAUUGAAGUUUUUGAAUCUCUCAGAGUGCCAACCUUAUGCUGAUUAUCAUUUGAAUCUAUCAAAGUGCCCCCCUAACAUUGAUUAUUUUCAAUCUCUUGGUUACUUGUUCAACUUAGAAUAUCUUAAUCUGUCACAAACCGUCCUUGACAUACCUGUGUCAUUUGAGAGGCUUCAGAAGCUGCACACGUUGGACCUCACUGGUUGUGUUGUAGUAAAUCCAUCAUCUGGUGUAUCUCAUAUAUUGUCAGAUAUGAUAAAUAAGAUGACAAGGCUCAAAUUUGUGUUGACAAAAGAUCCAACGAUAGUGGCCUCUCUACCACAGCACAUUCGGUACUCUGUUGGCACUGAUGAACACUGGCACAUAACAAGUGAUGAGCUUCUUAUUUCAGACCUCACAGGAGGAUCCAGGGGGUUAAGUAUAGCAGAGAGAGUAAAUCUGCAGAGUCGAGUGGAGCUUCGUUUUCUUAAGCUGGAGUGGAUGCCAAAUUCUCAGCCAGCUGAUGUAGUUGAUGAUGUAGGUGAAGAAGUACUGGAAAAGCUCCAACCAAACCAGAGUUUAGAGCAUUUGGAGCUAGUUGGAUAUGCAGGUCCUGUGUUCCCUCGAUGGAUGAUGGGCAACAUGAUGACUUCACUUCCAAACAUUGUCAGUCUUCAUCUGUUCCACCUAGAGAACUGCAAAGAUCUCCCUCCACUCGGUGAGCUCCGGAAUCUGCUCUACUUGCAUAUAAAAGAUGUGCCUAAGCUCACAAAUCUCCAGAGGGGUCUUUCUGGUGGGCCACGACCCUUCAAGAAAUUAACACGUCUCAAUUUGGAAUCGUUAUUCAACUUAGAAGCAUUGUCUAUACUGUUGGCAUCCAGCAGUGGGGAUCACUUCAUGUUUCCUUGCCUCGAAGAGUUGUCUGUAGUAUCUUGUUGUAAGCUCAUGUUUGAACCAUCUCUUCCAAAAUGCUUGAAAUAUGAGAUAAGAGAGAGUGACCGUGUUCUGUCAUGUGGAGAACCUACUGGACCAUCAUCUUCUUCACCGCCAGUACAAAUAGAGAUAAUAGGGUGCAAGAUACCAUCCAGAUUUUUGCAAUGGGUUAGGUCCUUGAGUACCCUUGAGAAAGCAGUAAUUGAUGCAUGUGAGGGGGAGGAUGGUCAAGUGCUAACUUCUCUUGGGCUCCUGGAGAUAAUAGGCGAUGAAGAACAGCCCAGUAGCUAUGAUUCUAAUGUAAAUGAAUCUGCGACUGUCAGUUCAUCGGAAGCAGUCAUUCCACAUGAGUUAUCUAGUCAGGUACCUAACCAGUGUGCUAUUGGCGCCCAUACUGAUACUCGUUAUGGCAGAACAAUGUUUCAAAAUCAUUUCCCAUGGUUCAGGGUCUCUCCAGCGCACAAAGAGCUCACUCUUCAUAAUCACCAUGUAGAACUACUGACUUCUAUAAGCUUCAGUGGCUCCGGCUCUACAGCAUCGGAAGAUCUUUCAAUGAUUAGUAGUGACACCUUCUUUCUUGAUUCACCAUACGUUACUGUCUUCACCUUUGAGGAAUUGAAGAUUGCCACAAGAAACUUUGGGCCAAACAAUCUACUUGGCGAGGGUGGGUCUGGAUUUAUCUACAAGGGCCAGCUUCGCAGAAAAAUGAACCCUUCAAUUAGCAGCAACAGUAUGGUGAUUGCUGUUAAGAAGUUCAAACCGGACAGUUUAUGCUGGCCUGAAAAUUGGCAGACUGAGAUGAAUUUCCAUGGAAGGAUUUCACACCCAAACCUUGUCAAACUGUUAGGCUACUGCUUGGAUGCCAACAACACGGUCUUUGUUUACGAGUUCAUGGCAAGAGGGAGCUUGGAUAAUCACCUGUUUAGAAGAGGAACAAAUCUACUAUCUUGGAGUCUCAGGGUCAAGAUUCUUACUGAGGCAGCUCGUGGCCUUGCAUUCCUUCACUCCCUAGAAAGACCGGUCAUCUACAGAAACUUUAAGGCUUCAAAAAUCCUAUUAGAUUUGAACUACGAUGUAAAGCUCUCGGGUCUUAACUUUGGCAAGGAUGGCCCAUGCAGUGGGCUAUCGCAUGUAACAACAAGAGUCAUGGGCACAUAUGGCUAUGCAGCUCCUGAAUAUAUAGCUACUGGUCACUUGUAUGUGAAGAGUGAUGUCUACAGCUUUGGCGUUGUGCUGCUGGAGGUGCUUACUGGUCGGAGGGCGAUUGACCAAAAGCGCCCCACUGGGGAGCUUAGUUUGGUGGAUUGGGCGAGACCCUACCUGGCUCAGGCUGAAAGGAGAAUUCUACAUAGGGUGAUGGAUCCUCGUCUUGUGGGGAAGUAUCCUUCCAAGGCCGCCCAUCAGGCUUCCCAACUCGCACGCAGCUGCCUUUCUCAGAACCAUAUGACACGCCCAUCCAUGAACGAAAUCGUGGAUGUUCUAGAGAAUAUCUGCUCAAUGGACACAAAAACAAGGGAACCCAAUAAUACCUCCUUGCAACUGAAGCCCCGGGGGCGCUCACUGCUUGGAUGAGCUCCAUGGGUUUAUGUCCAUGGAUUGAUUCUGCUUUCUGCUAUAAUGAUACAACAUUUCCUGGGAUUUGAUCCAGAUACUGUAUAUAGUUGCAACUUUCAUAUAAAUUGAUUUGGUACAUUUUGCACUCAAAUAUGAUUGUAACCUAUAUUAGACUAGCUUAAUACCUGUGCGUUACUAUGGCACUUGAUAAAAAAAAAAUAUGUAUAGGUAUACAAACUGAUAAAGUUGGUCAUAUUGUGUAAGCA